This is a messenger RNA of Salvelinus sp. IW2-2015, 1084 nucleotides long. It is a transcript of the gene nde1, whose product is annotated as nudE neurodevelopment protein 1. Gene Ontology annotation, cellular component: kinesin complex; centrosome; kinetochore. Gene Ontology annotation, biological process: chromosome segregation; cell migration; establishment of mitotic spindle orientation. Gene Ontology annotation, molecular function: microtubule binding. Lineage: Eukaryota; Metazoa; Chordata; Actinopteri; Salmoniformes; Salmonidae. The record is from RefSeq and is a predicted model, not a curated record.
GUUGUUAACGCGGAGGAUGUAAUCGUUUGGAUUUGGGAAGAAAGGGCAGUUUAUUUCCUGAUAGCUUUUUGCUAUCUAUGUUAUUGAUCUACUGUUAGCUAGAUGUUUUACUAGGUUUUGUGAAACCAUAGAGUCAGCUGUAACGUUAGACAUGGGGGAGCCCAAGACGCCCAAAUGUGGGUCCAUAGAAGAAGAGCUGAGUUUCUGGAAGGAGCAGUCAGACAAACACCAGCAAAGGGCUGAGGAGGCACAGGAGGAGUUGCAGGAGUUCCAGCAAAUGAGUAGGGACUAUGAGGMGGAGCUGGAGACUGAGCUGAAGCAGUGUGAAGCACGGAACAGAGAACUACUGUCCAACAACAACCGGCUACGCAUGGAACUGGAGAACAUCCAGGAGAAGUACGGGGCGCAGCACUCUGAAGCGUUUAGGCAGAUCUCAUUGUUGGAGGGAGACCUAGAAGAGACCACAGCGGUCAAGGACACUCCAGAAUACAUCAGAGAGCUGGAGCAGUCCAACGACGACCUGGAGAGGGCCAAGAGGGCGACCAUCAUGUCCCUGGAGGACUUUGAGCAGAGGAUGAAUCACGUGAUCGAGAGGAACGCCUUCCUGGAGAGUGAGCUGGACGAAAAGGAAAACCUUCUGGAGUCUGUCCAGAGACUAAAGGAUGAGGCCAGAGAUUUACGACAGGAGCUAGCUGUACAGCAGGUCCAGGAGCGACGCCCCCCCAGUAGCCUCUCUAAAGAGAAAGACAGGACMGAAUCAUCRUCACGCUCCACCAUACCGACCACCCCCUCCAAACCACUUGGUACAUUCCCAGCAACCCCAGCCUCAAGCAUUCGUCGAGGGGAUAACCUAACAGGAACUCCCCUGACUACGUCAGCUCGCAUAUCUGCACUCAACAUCGUCGGGGAGCUCCUAAGAAAAGUCGGGAACCUGGAGUCCAAGUUGGCGUCUUGUCGAGACUUCGUAUACGACACGUCGCCGAAAAGAUCGGCUCUUCCGUCGUGUCCCGGUACCCCUCUGCUUAGAGGGAGGCACAGAGAUCCAGGCCUGCAGCAUGAGACCCUCCACACUACGACAGGUUAA